Messenger RNA from Talaromyces stipitatus ATCC 10500, 681 nucleotides. Its product is annotated as mitochondrial 54S ribosomal protein YmL31. Gene Ontology annotation, cellular component: mitochondrial large ribosomal subunit. The coding region runs from base 32 to 358 and encodes 108 amino acids. Gene Ontology annotation, molecular function: structural constituent of ribosome. The record is from RefSeq and is a predicted model, not a curated record. NCBI's taxonomy places the organism in Eukaryota, Fungi, Ascomycota, Eurotiomycetes, Eurotiales, Trichocomaceae. The transcript has 3 exons.
GUUGUCUCCCCAGCUUCCACUCUCUUUCAACAUGUUCAAAGCUACCUCUCCACUGUUAGGAGGGCUGCUAUGGAAAAUCCCAUGGCGUCUCUCCAGUCGCCAGAAAUUCCGCCAGCGCAAGCGUCUCCGCGCAGUUGAUCAGGUCGUUGAUACCGUUGCCGCAGCACUUGAGCGCAAUGGACUUCCUCAGGUGAAAGCUGUUGAGCGAUGGUACGCCGAAAUGCCGCGGGAGGAGGAAAUGCUCCCGAAGGAUAAAUAUUCGAUAUACGACCGGAAGGAGAAGAAUUAUCGCAAGGGUAUUCACAAAUUGCCCAAAUGGACGAGAGUCAGCCAACGUGUCAACCCUCCUGGUUUCUAAUGUGCGGCGCCAUCCGAUUUGUCUCCGCCAUUGGCUAGUGGCCACUUAUACCAAUCCUUUCUCGAAUUGUUGAGAUCAAGACAAACCUACAUCGAGGCCUGAGUCCACACCGCGCAUUCUUGACGGUGCACCGGGCCUCGGCUUCCAAAACACUACUGUAUAUUAUGCGACUUCGAUGAAACCAUUCAUCCAGCUUUAUUUGUCAAUUUGUGCAUUAUCUACUUGGAAUUGUCUCGGGCGUUGAAUGUGAUAUUAGAGGACAGGUUAGCAAAGGAAAUUUAUGCGAGACUGCUCUUUUGCCAAAAUCCAUUCGUCUUUUUAUC